Hippopotamus amphibius kiboko is the source of this 1322-nucleotide messenger RNA. It is a transcript of the gene FBLL1, whose product is annotated as fibrillarin like 1. Gene Ontology annotation, biological process: box C/D sno(s)RNA 3'-end processing; rRNA methylation. Lineage: Eukaryota; Metazoa; Chordata; Mammalia; Artiodactyla; Hippopotamidae. Gene Ontology annotation, molecular function: RNA binding; histone H2AQ104 methyltransferase activity; rRNA methyltransferase activity. The record is from RefSeq and is a predicted model, not a curated record. Bases 209 to 1213 code for a protein of 334 amino acids. The transcript has a single exon. Gene Ontology annotation, cellular component: box C/D methylation guide snoRNP complex; nucleolus; small-subunit processome.
GCCCACCGCCGCCCCCCUCGCCCCUGCCAGGCAACCGCUGCCUCUAACCUUCGUCCAGCGUCAGGACCACCGCCCGGAGCCACCGGCGACCCCCGACAACCUCCCUCAGCCACCGGCGACCCCUGACAACCGCCCCCAGGUAGCGGCGGUCCCUGACAACCGUUGCCCUGACAACCGCCGCCAGCCCCCCGGGCGCUCAGGGCGCGCCAUGAAGUCGGCGGUGAGCGCGCGCGGCGGCGGGUCUGGCGGCCGCGGGGGUGGCGGCUGGGGCGGAGGGCGAGGAGGCGGAGGAGGAGGGGGCAGAGGAGGAGGAGGGAGCAAAGGGGCAGGAGGCGAUGGCGGCGGCCCGGGGGGCAAAGGCGGUUUCGGAGCGCGGACGCGCGGCUUCGGAGGUGGCCGGGGCCGCGGUGGCGGCGGAGAAAGCAGGGAGCGCGGAGGCGGCGGGCAGCGGCGCGGCGCGGCCAAGAGCAAGAACCGCCGCAGAAAGGCCGUCAACACGGUGUCGGUGGAACCGCACCGGCACGAGGGCGUUUUCAUCUACCGCGGGGCGGAGGACGCUCUGGUCACCCUGAACAUGGUGCCCGGCCAGUCGGUGUACGGCGAGCGGCGGGUCACGGUGACCGAGGGCGGCGUGAAACAGGAGUACCGCACGUGGAACCCCUUCCGCUCCAAGCUGGCCGCGGCCAUACUGGGCGGGGUCGACCAGAUUCACAUCAAGCCCAAGUCCAAAGUGCUGUACCUUGGCGCCGCCUCGGGGACCACCGUCUCCCACGUCUCCGACAUCAUCGGUCCGGACGGCCUAGUCUACGCGGUCGAGUUCUCCCACCGCGCCGGCCGCGAUCUGGUCAACGUGGCCAAGAAGCGAACCAACAUCAUCCCAGUCCUCGAAGAUGCCCGGCACCCCCUCAAGUACCGCAUGCUCAUCGGGAUGGUGGACGUGAUCUUUGCCGAUGUGGCCCAGCCAGACCAGUCCCGCAUCGUGGCUCUGAAUGCCCACACCUUCCUGCGCAACGGGGGCCAUUUCCUCAUUUCCAUCAAGGCCAAUUGCAUCGACUCCACCGCGUCUGCCGAGGCGGUGUUUGCUUCUGAGGUCAGGAAGUUGCAGCAGGAGAAUUUAAAGCCUCAAGAGCAGCUGACCCUGGAGCCCUAUGAGAGGGACCACGCUGUGGUCGUCGGGGUCUAUCGGCCCCUUCCCAAGAGCGGCAGCAAGUAGCAACCCAGCUCAGGCUGUCCCUGACAUCUGCCUAAGACUGUGCUGUGUUCGGUGUUACUAUCUAUGCGUUUUCUUUGUGCACUGUUGUUUUCUAUUAAAUGGCAUAAAG